Molecule: messenger RNA, 796 nt
Organism: Lingula anatina
Lineage: Eukaryota; Metazoa; Brachiopoda; Lingulata; Lingulida; Lingulidae
Product: methyltransferase-like protein 27
Source: RefSeq, a predicted model, not a curated record
AAUUUGUUAUUUCAAGCAGCGCACUUUUCGCGCAUGCGCCGUCGUUUGAAAUCCUGCGCUAUGCUUUCUCAUUAAGAAAGCCACAGCAAUUAAUUGACCUACAUGUAAUGCACAGGUAUUGCGUGUGUCAUCUCAAAACAAUUAGCUUUCUGAUCAGGUAAAAUUGAGUUUAAUUUAUCACUGUGGGUUCUUUCCAAAUAGGCACACUACCGCCAUACAUUUUUACUAGGACAACAGUUUAAUUUAAAGGUCUGCUGUGCCGUAUUUCGUAGCAAUGAAUUAAUAUCUAACAGUAAGUCCACGAUUGUUCAGCGUAGGAAGAAUGGCUAAACGUGUGGAGCAAAGUCAUCCAAUAAUGGAUCAGUUUAAGAAACGUGAUAUCACAAAUGAGAAGGUAGAGAAAUUGUAUGGGACGUGGGCAAAGGAUUUCGAAAAGGAUAUGGCAAAUCUUGUAUGCUGCUCACCCCGCAUUAACGCUUCCGAGCUCGACAUACUGCUUAAAGACAAAAAGGAUGCAUUAAUUUUGGACGCAGCCUGCGGAACUGGUUUGGCGGGCUUAGAACUUUUCAGACGUGGUUACCACAACCUCCACGGCCUGGACGGAUCAAGCGAAAUGCUUGAGCAGGCAAAACAGAAAGGCAUCUAUAAGAAAACGAUGUGUUCUAUAAUUGGUUCUCAUAGAUUGGACAUUUCGGAUGACACAUACGACGCGGUCAUUAUGUCUGGAGCUGUAGGAUGCGGACACGUGCACGGAGGUGGGUUGGCAGAACUGAUACGAAUUGUUAAACCAGAAUGA